This is a messenger RNA of Mangifera indica (mango), 1686 nucleotides long. Its product is annotated as phosphatidylglycerophosphate phosphatase PTPMT1-like. Gene Ontology annotation, molecular function: protein tyrosine/serine/threonine phosphatase activity; phosphatidylinositol-4,5-bisphosphate 5-phosphatase activity. The transcript is spliced from 6 exons. The coding region runs from base 501 to 1541 and encodes 346 amino acids. The record is from RefSeq and is a predicted model, not a curated record. Gene Ontology annotation, biological process: protein dephosphorylation. Lineage: Eukaryota; Viridiplantae; Streptophyta; Magnoliopsida; Sapindales; Anacardiaceae.
UUUGUAAAUUGCAGUCUCUUUCACAUCCAGCAGAGAGAGGUGAAAGUGUAGAACCGAGGCAAUUCUCUGUCUCCAAUCUCAAGAAAUAGAACAAUUCUAGUUCUAGGUUUAGCGUUUGGCUUCCAAAUUUCUUUUAAUUCAACCAUUCAUCACUGAUCUAUCUUACCGCUACCUUUCCUGUCUCGUUUUUACCGUCCGAUCAACCCCGGUUCUUUUCAAGAUGAUCUCUGUUUCUUCUGGAAAACUCAAUAUGUUUGUUUCUCUGUCCAUUUCUUCUAUUAAUCGCAUUUCAUGUUCAAAUUCAAGGCUUCGCCGAUCAAUUCUCUGAAAUGUUAGGGUUUUCUUUUUUUGGUUGCGAAUGAUGUGGAAAGAUUUAUUUUUAACCUGUUAAUCAAUCGUACUAUCAAUUGAUCGUGUUUAUUGUUCUUGAUUGUGUGAUUAGGGUUUCUUUUACUGUUUUUAUUUGCGCUUGAUUCUUUUUCAAUUCGGGCUUGUAUAUUAUGUAUAUUGAGGAAUUGAAAGGAGCAGAGGAGGUGGAGGCUGUCGUGGAAAGUGGAGAAGAGGAGACUAUAAAAUCGUGUGGAGAAAACGAUUCCGUUUCCGUUGGUAGUGAGAUUAAUAGUGGAAACAUUGUCGUUUCUGGGACGAAGAGGGUUUUGGUUGGUGCAGGAGCUCGUGCACUGUUUUACCCGACUCUGCUUUACAAUGUUGUCAGGAACAAGUUUCAGGCGGAGUUCCGGUGGUGGGAUCGUGUUGGUGAGUUUUUACUGUUAGGAGCUGUUCCAUUUCCUGUUGACGUUCCACACCUAAAGGGUCUUGGUGUUGGUGGAGUGGUCACACUAAAUGAAUCAUAUGAGACUUUAGUCCCAACAUCUCUGUAUCAUGCGCACGGUAUUGACCAUUUGGUGAUUCCAACAAGAGACUACUGCUUUGCACCAUCUUUGAGUGACAUAUCUCAAGCUGUAGACUUUAUUCAUGAAAAUACAUUGAGUAGGCUAACAACAUAUGUACACUGUAAAGCUGGCCGGGGACGUAGCACAACCAUUGUAAUUUGUUACCUGGUGCAUCACAAGCAGAUGACACCAGAUGACGCUUAUGAUUUUGUGAAAUCCAUCAGGCCAAGGGUUCUUUUAGCUUCUGCUCAGUGGCAGGCUGUUUUGGAAUACUACCACCUAAGAGUGAACAAGGCUUGUGUUUAUAGACAUGUGGCUGAUCACGUUUUGAGAGCUCCACGUUCAAUGAGUGCACAAGAACUUGUGGCAUUUGAUAAUAGCUCUGUAGUCAUUGUAACAGAGUCAGAUCUUGAUGGAUAUGACUCAAGCCGUGUUUCCAGUGAUGUUGGGAGUCAGACGUGGGCUGAUCUGAGUGUGGUUUACCGAGUUAGAGUUGCUGGUCAAGCAGCUCUGGCUAGAAUCUCGUGCAUGUUGUUUCGUUGCCACACCCAGCAGAAAAUUCCAGGAAAUAAAAUGGGCAGGGUGAGCAGCUGCUCAAUAAGUGCUGAUCACCUGGGAGGCAUUAGUGUAGACAUUCAUGUCUACUAAGAUAUCACUGUAGUUGCCGAUAAAGGUGUUUAUUAAGUUUUUUGUCUCCUUCCAGUAUAUAAAGUGCAAAUAAUGUUUUUUCAGGCACACAUUCUUCAGUGAGAUGGAUUGCAAUCUAAGUUACAAUUACAUCUUUAUUGCUCAA